UUAUCAUAAAAUUGUACAAAUCCAAUUGAAAUGAAUCUAAAUAUUUUUGAUCUGUUUGAUCUAUUUUAAUGAUGCAGGGAGUAUCUUCCAUAAAAUUAAAGGAGGAAGGAAUUGAAUGUUGUUAAAUUUAGGUUGGUAGGAAGGAGUAGUGAUUUUGACCGGCAAGUGAGGUUGAAUUAUUAUAUAGUUGACACCAUCUCCUCCCACUUGUUUCGUCUAUCUUCUUCUUCGUGAAUCCCUUCCAAAGUAAAAGUAUGAGUUCCGAGGGCGUCGGGGAAGAUUGCCUUGCUUGGGCGGCAAGAGAUGCAUCUGGAGUUUUGUCGCCUUACAAAUUCAAUCGCAGGGCUCUUGGGAGUGAAGAUGUUUAUGUCAAAAUUACACACUGUGGCGUUUGUUAUGCUGAUGUAAUUUGGACAAGGAAUAAACACAGGGAUUCAAAGUAUCCUGUUGUGCCGGGACAUGAAAUUGCUGGGGUUGUAGCAAAGGUUGGUCCUAAUGUCCAACGUUUCAAGGUUGGUGACCAUGUUGGAGUGGGGACUUACGUCAACUCAUGCAGGGAGUGCGAGUAUUGUAACGAUAGACUAGAAGUUCAUUGUGUCAAGGGAUCGGUUUUCACAUUUAAUGGUGUUGAUUUUGAUGGUACUGUUACAAAAGGAGGAUACUCCACUUCCAUCGUAGUACAUGAAAGGUAUUGCUUCUUGAUACCUAAAAGCUACCCUUUAGCUUCAGCAGGUCCUUUGCUUUGUGCUGGCAUCACAGUUUAUUCUCCCAUGAUGCGUCAUAAGAUGAAUCAACCUGGUAAGUCUCUUGGAGUGAUUGGUCUUGGUGGCCUCGGUCAUAUGGCGGUAAAAUUUGGGAAGGCAUUUGGUUUGCGUGUGACGGUUUUCAGCACUAGUGUGUCCAAGAAAGAGGAGGCGCUGAACCGACUUGGCGCGGACAAUUUUGUUGUUUCAUCUAAUCAAGAAGAGAUGAAGGCAUUGGCUAAAUCAUUGGAUUUUAUCGUUGACACGGCAUCAGGUGAUCAUCCGUUUGAUCCUUACAUGUCACUCUUGAAGGUAUCUGGUGUUCUGGUCUUAGUUGGGUUCCCAAGUGAAGUCAAAUUCAGCCCUGCAAGCCUUAAUUUAGGAUCAAAAACUGUUUCCGGAAGUAUUACAGGUGGUACUAAAGAGAUACAGGAGAUGAUUGACUUCUGUGCUGCAAACGGGGUUCACCCAGAUAUAGAACUGAUUCCAAUUGGGUACUCGAACGAAGCUCUUGAAAGAGUCAUAAAUAAGGACGUGCAAUAUCGGUUUGUGAUAGACAUUGGAAACUCUCUUAAGUUGAAUUAGAACUAGACAGGGAAGGACUGCCUUGUUUGAUAUUACAUACCAGAAGCAGAGAGAGAGAUGUUCAGUGUUCCAUAAUGAUGGCCAGGAUGAUUCAAAUUUCAUAUAUCUAGCACUUGAGAGGGUCAUAAACAGGGAAAUAAAAUACCCGUAUGUAGUAGCACUUAGUCUUUUUAUUGCUACAAAAAAAUUAUGAGUUCGGUUUCGAUUUUCAACUUUCGAGAAUAAACUAAGGCAGGCUUCAGAUGCAACAGCUCAGAGAGCCUUUAUAGAAAUAUUUAAGAUAUAGUAAUCUAGUAGACAUUGAGAACUCAAUAAAAUAAGCAUGUUAGCAUAAAAUGUUGGGAAAUGACUUCCUGUGGAUCAACUAAUAGAACUUCUUUUGCUUUCUA
Lathyrus oleraceus (garden pea) is the source of this 1717-nucleotide messenger RNA. Its product is annotated as probable cinnamyl alcohol dehydrogenase 1. The record is from RefSeq and is a predicted model, not a curated record. The coding region runs from base 255 to 1328 and encodes 357 amino acids. Gene Ontology annotation, molecular function: zinc ion binding; oxidoreductase activity, acting on the CH-OH group of donors, NAD or NADP as acceptor. NCBI's taxonomy places the organism in Eukaryota, Viridiplantae, Streptophyta, Magnoliopsida, Fabales, Fabaceae. The transcript has 7 exons.